AUGGAGAACAUUCUGGUUUUUGUUCAUUAUAAUGGAAGAUGGAAUCAGAAUAUGGAAUACAUCGACUUUGAACCAAUUGGAAUAGUAGUCAAUACAGCAUGUGACUACAACAACUUUCAAGAAAUUCUGUAUAAGCAACUGCAAAUCAACCAUAUGUCAACUCUCCUAGAAAUUAAAUAUCAAGUCAGAAGCAACUAUCCACCUUUAAAAAUAUCUGACAAUGUAAAUUUAUCAUUCUACUUAGAGCUCAAGAAAAAUGAAUCAGAUUGCAUGAAGUAUCCGUUGUGUAUUUCAACAACAACAUCUCAAAAGGAAGUGAGUUUUUUAGAUUCAACUUUCACCUUAUCGAAUGCCGACAUUCCACAUUCAGAGUAUGCUUCAAAGUCAACAUUUGAGAUUGGAUCAACAAGUGAUAAACAGGGGGAGAUACCAGAUUUAAUACAUUAUGCAAAAAUGAUAUCGAAGAAUACGAUGCAAAUUGAAGAUGAAGUGCAAAGCAACUUCAAAGAGGAUAUCAUAAUAACAGAUCCAAGACAAAAAGAAAUAAAAGAAGGACAGAUAUAUAAAGACAAAGAGGUAUUGAAAACUGUUUUGAGCUUUUAUGCUAUUAAUAACCACUUUCAAUUCAAAGUGCAAAGAUCAUGUGAUAGACAGUAUACAUUAAAUUGUUUGGAUUCGAAAUGCACAUGGCAACUUAAGGCGUCAAGAAAAGGGAAAAGUCAGAUGUUUAUGAUUCGGAAACUAAAUGUCAACCACAUUUGCUCAUUAUUUGAGAGAACACAAGAUCAAAGGCAAGCGACAGCAAAUAUAAUUGCAGAUUGCAUCAAAUCAAAGUUUGUUGACCUCAAAUCUGUCUACAAACCAGCUGACAUUAGGAGAGAUAUGAAGGAACUUUAUGGAAUUAAUAUAGGCUACACAAAAGCUUGGAGAUCGAAAGAAAUUGCAGAGGAAAAAGUACGUGGAAAUCCAGCAGACUCAUUCAAUCUCAUAACAAGCUAUUUGUACAUGAUAACACUCACUAAUCCAGGGUCUGCAAUUGAGAUGGAAGUGAAGGAGGACAACACCUUCCUUUAUGUGUUUAUGGCAUUGAAUGCCUCAAUCAAAGGUUGGGAAUUCUGCAUUCCAGUCAUUAUAGUGGAUGGUACCUUUCUCACAUCGGCAUAUGGCGGUACGUUAUUAACAGCAAGCUCACAAGACGGUAAUGGUAAAAUAUUUCCUCUUGCUUUUUGCAUAGUUGAUUCUGAAAAUAAUGAGUCAUGGGAGUGGUUUAUGGAAAGGAUUAGAGACGCGUUUCAGAUGCGAAAUGAUAUGUGUAUAGUGUCAGAUCGACAUGAUAGCAUCGUGAAAGCAACUGAAAAAGUUUUUCCCGAAGCUAGUCAUACAGUGUGCACAUACCAUUUAUACAACAAUAUGAAGAAACACUUCAAAAAAUCAGCAACAGAGGCAAGAGAGGCAUAUUUUGGAGCAGCAAAGGCUUACACGACUAAGUCAUUCGACUAUUACAUGAAGGAGAUAGACAAAAUAAAUAAGAAAUUGAGACCUUAUCUAAAAGAUGUUGGAUACAAAAAAUGGACGAGAGCUCAUUGCGGUAAGAACAGACACGGAACCAUGACAACCAAUAUUGCUGAAUCUCUCAAUGCGAAAAUACAAGCUGCCAAGGAUCUUCCAAUCACAACAUUGCUAGAGUACCUGCGAUCAUUGGUACAAGAAUGGAGCUAUUCAAAUAGAUUUUUGGCAAGGUCAACAUUCACAGCACUAUCAAAAAGAGGAGAAGAUAUAUUGAAUGAUAACUACAUUCAGUCUCUGAGAUUGGUGGUUUCAAAUUCAACAGACACCUUAAAAUCAGUGAUUGAUCAAACAACAACUUUCAUUGUUGACCUCGAGGACAAAACUUGCACGUGUAGAAAAUUCCAGUUAGAUGGAAUACCGUGCCCUCAUGCAAUGGCAAUACUUAAGGAGAUGAACCAAGAACCUUACAAGUUUUGUUCCCGAUAUUAUAAGAAAGAAACAUUGUUGAAGACUUAUGAGGCAACAGUAUAUCCAAUAGAAGAUCAGAAAAUGUGGGCUAUACCAGAAGAAGUGACAGAAAUGAUUGUGGAAACACCACUUGGAAGAACAAAAUCUGGAAGGCCUAAGAAGAGAAGGUUCAAAUCCAUAAGUGAGAAUUCAAAUAAUGGCAGAUGCAGCAGAUGUAAACUCUAUGGUCACAAUAGGAAGACAUGCAGAAAUAUGCCAAAGACAAAAUAGAGUUUGCAUCAGUUGAUUGCCAGUUUACUUGGGGUUUUACUUUCAUUUAUAUUUCAAUUUUUUUA
Molecule: messenger RNA, 2312 nt
Organism: Mercurialis annua (annual mercury)
Lineage: Eukaryota; Viridiplantae; Streptophyta; Magnoliopsida; Malpighiales; Euphorbiaceae
Exons: 2
Coding region: 1-2247 (748 amino acids)
Molecular function (GO): zinc ion binding
Source: RefSeq, a predicted model, not a curated record